Molecule: messenger RNA, 4852 nt
Organism: Cherax quadricarinatus
Lineage: Eukaryota; Metazoa; Arthropoda; Malacostraca; Decapoda; Parastacidae
Source: RefSeq, a predicted model, not a curated record
AACCAUCUGGACCGGCUGAGCCUGAAGAACCAUCUGGACCGGCUGAGCCUGAAGAACCAUCCGGACCGGCUGAGCCUGAAGAACCAUCCGGACCGGCUGAGCCUGAAGAACCAUCCGGACGGCUGAGCCUGAAGAACCAUCCGGGACCGGCUGAGCCUGAAGAACCAUCCGGACCGGCUGAGCCUGAAGAACCAUCCGGACCGGCUGAGCCUGAAGAACCAUCCGGACCGGCUGAGCCUGAAGAACCAUCCGGACCGGCUGAGCCUGAAGAACCAUCCGGACCGGCUGAGCCUGAAGAACCAUCCGGACCGGCUGAGCCUGAAGAACCUUCAUUGCCCGGACCGGCUGAGCCUGGGGAUCCUGCAGUGUCUGAACCAGCUAAGCCUGAAGAACCUCGGGUAUUGUCUCAGACACACGCCAAGGCAAAUGAGCCUGUGGUUUCAGCAACGCUUGCCGAAUCGACAGUCCCAUGUGUCUGUGCUGCCAUUUCAAAGAUGGAAGAGCCUUGGUUACUGCUGCCAUCACCAGCAUAUGCCAAGACAACAGAACCUAUGCUCUCUCCUGUAUCACUAGAACAUUGCAAGUUGGCAGAACCUUGGGAGUCUGUGUCAUCCCCACCAUCUACAAAGUCUGCAGAGGCUCAGUUAUCUGCAGCACUUAAAAUGCAGGAUCUAUAUGUUAAAUCAAAAGAACCUCAUACAUCAGUGGCAUCACUAGUGUGUGCCAAAUCUGAACCUCUGGUGUCUGCAAUUAUUAAAUCUGAAGAUUCCCUAGUGUCCACAUCACCAGCACUUGCCAGGUCAAUAGAGCCUCUGGUAUCUUUUCCAGCACCUUUCAGAUUGACUGAUCCUCUGUUAUCUUCAGCACCAGCAAGUGCUGAUUCUUCAGAAUCUCUGACAUUUGCUACAUCGUCACCUGCAAAGUUCACAGGAGAAAAUCUUGUAUCUUCAUCGCCAGAGCCUCUGGUAUCACCAGCACGUUCAGAGUCGACAGCAGAAUCUCUGGUAUCUUCUUCACAGACACCUACCAAGUUGGUAGAACCUUCAGUAUCUUCAUUGUCUGCACAUGCCAGGUGUGCAGAGCCUCUUGUAUCUACAUCAUCACCAUCUACCAAGUCAACAGGAGAACCUCUGGUAUCUUCAACUACAUCUAUAAAGUAUGGAGAACCUCUGGUAUCUUCAACCCAUAUAAAGUCUGGAGAACCUCUAAUACCUGUGUCACCACCAUCUACCAAGUCUACAAAUUCUUUACGAGCCAAGAGCUUGGAGAAGCCUGCUGUUCGGGAACUACCAGCAUCAGUUGCCCUUCUGUGUGGUUUGGGUGUUGUUGCUCCAACUAUGCCUGUUACCCAGCAGCCUCUAGAGUGUGAACAAUUCAGAGAUCAACAUGAAGAAAAGGAGCAAGCGAUAGCUCACGUGGUUAAUGGGGAACAAACAGCCUCCCAUCACUCGGAUGGAGUAGGACAAUUCAAAGACCAGCUAAGUAAUGGAAAACAGACAUUUGCCAAACUUGCAGUUGAAGUGGAACAUCUUGAAGAUCAGCUCACAAGCAGGGAACAAACUGUUGCCCAGCUGACAAAUACACUGGGACAUCUUACAAACCAACUCUCACUGAAGGGUCAGGAAGCUGCCCAACUCACAAGUAAGGUGGGGAGUCUAACAAACCAGGUUAAGAAUGGCGAGCUGACAGUUGCCAAGCUCUCUGUAGAUAUAAACAAACUCCAGCUUCAGCUUUCGCACAAGGAAGAAGUGAUCAUUCAUCUUAAGCAGAAAGAAAAAACUGAAAUACAGCUCAGAGAGGAAGUAGGUCAUCUUACAAACCAGCUCACACUCAAAGACCAAGCAAUUUCCCAGCUCUCUGCUGAGCUUGGGAGUCUGAGAGACCAUCUCACAAAUGGCAAAGAGGCACACACUCGUCUCUCUGAUGAAUCAGAUCAUCUCUUGGAUAAGGAACAGACAAUUGACCAGCUCACAAAUGAUUUGGAAUGUCUUGCAGACCAGCUUACAAACAAGGAAGAGAUGGUCACUCAGCUCACAAAGAAGGUGGAACAAUUUACAGAUAAGCUCUCGGACAAGGAAGAAACAGUUGCUCAGCUCACAAAUGAAGGUGAAAACCUCCUGGAUAAGCUGGCAAAUAAGGAAAAGACCAUUAUCCAGCUAACGGAAGAAGUUGGACAUGUCAAACAUCAGCUCACAAAUAGGGAAGAGACAGUCACCCAGCUAACAAAGAAAGUGGGAGAUCUCACAGACCAGCUCACGAAUCUGGCAGAGAAAGUGACCCAGCUAACUGAUGAGGUGGGACAUCUCUCAGACCAGCUGAAAAAGAAAGAGGAGACAGUUGCCAAGCUUUCUAAGGAAGAGGAACAGCUAAGAGAUGAGCUGUCAAACAGGGAAGAUACAAUUACCCAGCUUGGUAAUGAGGUUGGGUAUCUCAUAGACCAGCUCACAGAUGGGGAAGAGACAGUCAUUAGACUCUCAAAUGAAGUCAGAAGCAGAGAAGAGACUGUUAACCAACUUACUAACCAGAUGGGGCACAUUUCAGAACAGAUCACAAAUAGAGAAGAAACUCUCUCUCAGCUCACAAAGGAAGUGGGGCAGCUCAGAAGUGAGCACUCAGAGAUGGAAGCGACAGUUGCUCGCCUUACAAAUGAGCUUGCUAACAAGGAAGAAAGUAUUGCAAGUCUCACUGAUGAGGUGGGAUCACUCUCAGAUCAGCUUGCAAACAAGAAUGAUAAAGUUGCUCAGCUUGUUAAGGAUGUGCAAUAUCUCUCAGAGCAGCUUCGAGAUAGGGAAGAAAGACUCGUCCAUCUCACCAACAAGGUGGGAUCUCUCUCGCACCAGCUGUCUGAUCCCAACACUUCAGCUUCUCUUGAUCAGAAACACCAGGAAGCAGUAGCCCUAGCAGAGUUGAGGCAGCAGAGUGAAGCCAAAGAGCAGGUUGUCAUAAUGCUUAAAGAGAGGCUCAACCACCUGUCGCUUCAGCUGGUAGAGAGCGACAGGUUGGCACUGAAGUGGGAGGCAAGAAAUAAGGAGCUUAGCCAGAGACUUGAGACAGAGAAGAGAUGCAGAGAAGAGGAGAGAAUGAGGCAACAAGAGAACUCCUCUCUACCCUUGGUGCAACAGGUUAGCAGCAAGUUUGCAGAUAAGGAAGUUUGUGCCAGAAGCAAGGGUGAGGCAACUGCGGUCUUUCCCAACCUAGGCAGCACUAGCUACAUAAAUUCUGUUGUCCAGUGUCUCUUCAGCAUAAACGUUUUUAAAGAUUACUUCAUCCAGGACUCGUACAGGCAAGAUGUGAAUGAGAACAGUGAGCAUCAUGGACGUGUUGCCAUAGUCUUUGGCGAGGCCAUGAAGGCCUUCCAUUCUGGCCAAAGCACUGUUGAGGCUGUCAGAACCUUAAAGGAAGUGAUAGAGAGCUGUAACAAGGAAAUACACAGUCACCUGCAUCAGCCACAGCCACAGGAAGGCUGUGAUCUUCUUGCUUUACUUCUAACUCAACUGCAUCAGGACCUGACCCCUAUCACUAAAUUCCGGUGUAGCCUCAAGCACAGUCGGGAGCCAGGAGGCAGGUGCUCAUCUGUGGUGUCACAAGUGUUCCACGGUGUGCAAGAGACUCAAGUGACCUGCAGGAGAAGUGGCCUUGUUGUAGCUCGCAGCAGGGAGCACUUCCCCAGCAAGACUAAGGAGAUUAGAGUUGGGUUUCCCCUUAAAGACUUCAGUCUUCAGAAGUUCACCUUGCUCAGUUCUCUCAAUAGUGUGUACAGUCUGUGGGCUGUGUGUGGCCAACGAAAUGAUGAGACUGGUACCAAUGGCACAUUGGACAGUACCAAUACCAGCCUUGACACCACUGUUAGCAGCGUUCCUACCGAUAUUGAAGCCACAUCCACCACCAGCUUUACUAUGCAUACAAGCAACCACACUACUGCCAGUUGCAUUCCCUAUAGUGCCUUCUAUCGUGGUCAGGGUGAGAGAUGGAGACAUUGUGGCGGGCAAGUGCAAGAGGAACAUCUUGACACACUUCUGCAAGACUCCCAUCCCACCAUACUGUUCUAUAUUGCACAAAACUGAGACAUCCUUCUUUGUUGCUGUAGCUUUCCAUAUUUAUUUACAUAGCGGAUAACCAUUUUAAUCUUUGUCUUCCUCUUGAACUUCCUGUGUUUCUUCUAUACAUCAGCUAAUUAACCCAUUUGUGGCUGAAUGACUUGGGCAACACAGGGCAAAAUGUAUGGUCAUCCCCCAAAGAUGUGUAAAGUUAACUAUACUAAAUCUAACAAGAUUAAUGACUGUUCUUGCAGCUUUGUUGAAAGCUUCACUUUUUUUUUUUUUGAGUCAUAUUAUCCAAUUGUGUCAAGAGAAUGCUACAUAUUAGCAAGUGACUUAAGAAUCUUGAUGCUGUAUUAAAUUCCUUGAACAGAUACCUCUGUGUGCAGCAUAAAUGUCAGAUAAGGGCCUAUUCACAGCAUUUCUACUGUGUAUUACAAGGUGCUGUGGGUUCUUUACCACUUUUGAGACAUAACUCGAUGCAGCUGUUGAAAAGAAAAUUUGGAGGACUCCCGUUAUAUUUCAGUGCUUACACAUGAUACAUUUGAUGUACAGCUUAAUGCAGAGGGUGGUAGCCUCCAACAAUAAAAAGAUUGUUCUAGUUAAGGCAGGGAGGAAUACAAUAUUUGCUUUCCCUAAUAAAUAGGGAAUGGCAGACUAUGCUAUGCAUGCCCUAAUUGUCUUGUUUGUACCAGUCAGUAUCAUUAUCAUGUAUCCCUCGCACUUUUGUAUACACAACUAUAUUGCCAUAUAAAUUACCAUUGUAUGUUUAUACCACAUAUGGAUGUAAUUAUGCAAUAAAGUUAUUAAAAUUG